Molecule: messenger RNA, 2034 nt
Organism: Cephus cinctus (wheat stem sawfly)
Lineage: Eukaryota; Metazoa; Arthropoda; Insecta; Hymenoptera; Cephidae
Exons: 5
Coding region: 24-1472 (482 amino acids)
Source: RefSeq, a predicted model, not a curated record
AGUUAUAAUUCAUAUAAAAGAAUAUGGAAGAAACCAACCUUGAGAAUUUACAAGCGAAUAAGUUACGAAAAUCAAAAUGCAUGGCUUCGCAUCUUCCAUCAUGGCCGUCGAGAUCUCCGACGAAUGGUGGAGGUGCCGCCGACGCAUACUGGAAAUACGCCCAAAGAAAUCCCCAUAUAACGUCUCACCCUCACGGCGAAAGGAAAUACGAUUACAACUUAGUGGAUCCCAUAGCGAGUUACUCCACAACAAAUUCCUACAAACCAUAUAAGCAAUUCAAAAGAAUUCAAACAAGCACUUUGCCGCCAAAAUAUGCCCAGCAAGUCUCCGAUCAAGCGUACCGUGAAGAAACGGGUAUAAAGAGCACAAGAAACAAACUCCUGGCAAACAACAUAGCGAUUGCUAGAAGAAAUCGUUAUAAGACCGAUCUGGAUGACGGUGACGAUUUAAAGUACGAGGAUGACGAUAUAGAAGUAUCAGCUGAUGAAAAUCCCGAAGAUGACGUGGUCGAACAAGGAGAUGAUGAUCGCGAAGAUAAUUACGUAUACACUGAAAAGGAUUACGAGGAACAAGAAGCUGACGAUGAGGUCGAUGAAGAGUCAGACACCUUACCUCAAAUGCACCGCCGGAUGCGAUGCAGAGUUCACGCGGAAUUACAACACCGAGCCCAACAGGAGGCUCGAAGACUUCAGCAACAACGUAUUCACAAAUUGCAACAAAAACAAAUGCAGCCACGCUGUCGUCAUACGAACAUGCACGAGACGUCAUACGGAGACGUUGCGGACUUGGCGUCGGAAGAAGAGGUCACGACGCCACCGACGCCACCGACGCCACCCUUAUCACCGCGUAAAUCUUCGAGACGGCCAUCGCUACUACAACAAACAAUACAAUCCCGUGCACAACCGAGGGAACAUACCGAUCGAUACAAAGUGAUAAAACCGACCUCACCGCAACCUCAGCAAAAUCGUAGAUCUCAUACAACAAGAGCAGACCUGGAAUCUUUCAGGGAAGCUGAACUGUUGAAUUCCCACCCAAAGAAAUGCUACGUUUGUGGCGAAUCGGCUAAUCCCGCUGCAUCCAAGAUGCCUUCUGGAAGGAAAACCGACUGCCGCUUGCAAGACAGCAGAGGCUUCACAGUCAAGGGGCCAGUUGGAGACGACGGCGAAGCAAGGGAAUUGAAUAUCUGCGGCCGUUGUGCGACGAGACACGAUAUGACGGAUUUCGGAUUAUCUUAUGAGGCAUCGCGAUCCCCAUUACCAUUGUAUUCAAUGAAACCACGAAGAUCGAGAAAUAUUAGAUCGCCCGAUUACGCGGCGCAGAUCGACGACGAACAAAACCUGGAUCAAAAUUCAUUUACGUACACACCUGGAUCAUCGAGGCAUUCCAGAGAUCACGGUACGGUUCUUCGGGAAAGAACUAGACACUCCCUUCAGACGGCUCGCGAUCCUUCGAGUACUCAUUACAAUCACUGAAGAUUAAACGCUCGUCUGCCAAGACGAUAAAAUCUCAUCGAGGAGAAAUCGGCAAAAAUUAAUCCAACGAUCGAGAAGAAGUUUCGUGAAGGAAUGAAAAACUUUGAAAAAAAAAAAAGCGAUCUUGAUUAACGUCGAUCGCGAUCCCAUAACGUGUAAUAUAUAUUUUUAUAUAAGUCUUAAAGUCACGCAAGUAUCAUAACGUGAGCACGUGUUGUAUCCGUUAAAAAUAAUAUCAAGAAAAAAAUGAUAACUUCAAAAUUAUCAUCGUGUACAUAAGGAAGAAGCCAAAAAUGCGCUACCGCACCCUUAUAUUUAUGAAUUGAAUUCUUUCUUCUUCUGUUUCUAUAUUAUUCAUCCAGACCUGUAACCAUGUUGCCAAUCAAAAGAAAAGAAAAGCUCGACAAGCAGUGAAACAUUCGUGGGAAUGUUAUGUGAAAAUUCAUUGUAUAUACGUGAUAACAGUAUACUUAUACAUAAUAUACAUACGCAUAGUUAUCGCAAAGAAUAAACUCUCGAGUCUGUACAUUGGACUGAUGAUUUACUCAUUUGAUAACCAAAA